AUGCCCAAGCGCCCCGAGUCUGACUCGCAACCACUCACUAUAAACUUGCAGAACUCAAAUGACCUUUCGUUCAAUGAAUCGCACACUGCUGGCGACCCGGACUCGUCUAAUGAUGGACCACGCCCCCCGCCAAUCUUUGUGGGACCUACGCCUCUUAACACGCCGACGGAUUUGUCUCCCACUUAUGAUCAAAGCCAAGAAAAUAACCUACGUAAAGCCAUUCUCAAGAGCCAAACUAAUCACACUGGUGCCAUUGUUGCACCCUCGUCCAAUUUCCCUCCUGUUCCUUUGUCGGAAGACUACGUCGAGGAACAUGAGGGCGGUCUUAUCGCGAGCGCCGUUGAAAUCAUCAAUACAGCGCGCGAUUUGUUUGGCGUUAUUAUUGGCUCCCCUCGAAAUAUGAGUCGCUCAUGGUAUGAAUAG
Malassezia globosa CBS 7966 is the source of this 423-nucleotide messenger RNA. RefSeq lists its product as uncharacterized. The record is from RefSeq and is a predicted model, not a curated record. Bases 1 to 423 code for a protein of 140 amino acids. Lineage: Eukaryota; Fungi; Basidiomycota; Malasseziomycetes; Malasseziales; Malasseziaceae. The transcript has a single exon.